Linum trigynum is the source of this 291-nucleotide messenger RNA. The record is from the annotation of a GenBank genome assembly. Lineage: Eukaryota; Viridiplantae; Streptophyta; Magnoliopsida; Malpighiales; Linaceae.
AUGGACGUCAACAAGAACCACGAGGAAAGCAUAGAUCAUGGCAGAGCUGAACAAUCUGGUUUCGUUGGGGCCGACCUGAACGUCCCAUACAUAUUCAAUAACGACGCGGUAGCUGAAGAGGCGGAGAAUGGUGGUGAUGUUAUCAUGGUGGAUGAUGCAGCCGAUGAGGAACUAUUCAACGAAGAGCGGUCGGAGCAAAACGGGAAGACGGAGAACGUCAACGUUGAUAAAACCGACAAUUUCGAGGCUGAGGCCGUCCCACCACUUCAAGAGAAUGAUGACAGCACAUAA